AAAAAAAAAAAAAAAAAAAAAAAAAAAUAUCAAUUAUAUCCGACUCUAAUUUCUCCACUCUACUGUCAUCACUGUUUCCCUCUCUCUUCUAUUUUGCUCCUUUUUUUCCUCUUUACUUUAUCCCAUCGCUUGCCAACUGAUCUUCCACCUCUGCUAAAUUGCUUGUUGUCUCAAUCUCAUAACUUAGAUCUCACUCACUCCCCACUCACACACUCUCUCUAACUUUAUUUCGCUUGCUCGCAUUUGAAAUUACAGGCAUCGGACACCUCUUGAUUUAUAUUCUCAUCAAACAGGAAUUCAUCUCAGCGCGAUCAUAAAGAGACAUUCAGACAUUUCUAAUGGGAGCAACAGAGAGCAAAGUGCAAGGGAAUGGUGCAGUUGCUGGUGAAGGAGUGUCCUCAAAAGCAAAGUUGACUCUUGCUCAGGGAACACAGCCUCUUCAAACCACAUCGCUCAAUAUCCUACGCGAUGGCUUCUAUGGGAAACGACCUGUUUCUGUUUUCACCUACGAUCCUUCUCAGUUUGUACUUGACAACAAUCAGGGAUUCCUACCAAAGGCCAUCAAGAAAUUGAAAACCAUCCGACACCCUUCAGUACUCAGAUUUAUCGAUUGCAAAACAAGCUCAUCGGCGGUGCAUCUAAUCACAGAGCAAGUUGUGCCUCUGACACUUGACUAUCUCAAAGAUAUCUCCGAAGACGAAAUCCUUGUUGGCCUCUUUGACAUAAUGGUUGCACUGCAUUUCCUACACUCUCAAUGCCAUGUUUCCCAUAAUAAUGUGCAGCUGAGCUCCAUUUUCGUUUCAAAUGGUCGAUGGGUUUUAGGAGGGAUGGAGUUCACAGGAACUGUUACUGAACUUACUGAAACAGGCUUAAUAUCACUCCUGCCCGAGGAGCUUAUUCCUCCAGAAUAUCAGGAACAGUCUGCCAAGAUGGUACGGGAUAAAGUUUUGUAACAUGACAUGAACGGAAAUCAGGAGUAACUAGAACUUGUCUCUAUAUUACACUAUCAUACUGAUGGCUUUGUUCAUGUCCCUGAGUAGGCUUCACAGGAGAGGGA
Lobosporangium transversale is the source of this 1057-nucleotide messenger RNA. RefSeq lists its product as hypothetical. Gene Ontology annotation, cellular component: cytoplasm. Gene Ontology annotation, molecular function: protein kinase activity; ATP binding. NCBI's taxonomy places the organism in Eukaryota, Fungi, Mortierellomycota, Mortierellomycetes, Mortierellales, Mortierellaceae. The record is from RefSeq and is a predicted model, not a curated record. The coding region runs from base 339 to 953 and encodes 204 amino acids. The transcript has 3 exons. Gene Ontology annotation, biological process: protein phosphorylation; tRNA export from nucleus.